Messenger RNA from Papilio polytes (common Mormon), 1106 nucleotides. RefSeq names its product fibrosin-1-like protein. NCBI's taxonomy places the organism in Eukaryota, Metazoa, Arthropoda, Insecta, Lepidoptera, Papilionidae. The coding region runs from base 411 to 1106 and encodes 231 amino acids. The record is from RefSeq and is a predicted model, not a curated record. The transcript has 8 exons.
CCAUCGCGACCGCAACGCAGCGUUGGCGUCGUGCAACACCUUUCAUUGUAUUGACUAUUGACUGAUUCCGAACACAGAGAAUAAUGUAUAAAUCUAAUUUAUCGUUUUAUUGUCUUAGUUCUUGUUAAAUUUUAUUGUAGUAUAUAUUAGUAUAAGUGUAAUUAUGUCCCCAUUUACGUAAAUGUGAAAUAAUACAGCCCAUUGAGUGUUACGCGGCCAUUUUACUUGCAAUGCGGCAACGGUGUACGAUCCGCCAUUGGAAACGACUAGUGUCUUUUUCUGAGGGCAGUAUUUGUAAUUCGUCGAAUUACAAGGCAUAAAAACAAGGUAUACAAUGUGUGAUAAAAGUGUAGUGCGGACUUUAGUGUAGUGAAGCACGGUGGUCGGGUGUUUCGAAUAAUGUGCGAACGAUGGAAAACGAAGUGAAGCAGCGCAAUCAAAGAAAUAGGCGAAGGGAGCGGGCGCAGCGCAUGCAAGCACAGCGAGAGAGCAAAGUUAAGGAUGGGGACAGCGGCGAGGACGAGUCUCCGGCGAGAGAGAAGCCGCCUCGUCCUCCAGCCAGGAGAAAGAAGUCGAAGGAGCCGCUCGGGGAAGAAGAUAUCAUUGAUGGUUUCGCCAUAAUGGCAUUUCGCACCUAUGAAGAUCUUGAGGCUGCUGUAAAAUGCGCUUCUUCACCUCGUACCAACGCGUUGUCGACCAAGCCGCGACUACCGCUCGCUGCGUUGGCCGGCGACGCGCCCCGGAACCACCCACCAAACAAUGUGAACUCACACGGUAUAACGCUGCUUCAAGACGCUGGCACGUCGGAUGACAGUGGAAGGGCAUCUGAACGGCUCACGGGCAGCUCAUUGGCGCCACGCGACCCCGAUUCCUCGCGCGACCGUCUUAGUGACGCCAGUAGCCGCUGUAGUUCCGGAAAAGGCUAUAUCUGUGAUAGUGAAGGCGACGACGACAAGGCGAGUCCAGAAAACAGUAGAAAUGCUUCACCAAGAUAUCACGAUGUAUCAAUGGAUGAUGCAUCGGACGCCGGCUCUCUGUUCCGGAUGACGGGCGCGGGCGCGGGUGCGGGAGGGAAGAAUGAACUGGUGGCGCUUCAAAGACGUUAG